Carica papaya (papaya) is the source of this 1569-nucleotide messenger RNA. Its product is annotated as protein ELC-like. The record is from RefSeq and is a predicted model, not a curated record. Lineage: Eukaryota; Viridiplantae; Streptophyta; Magnoliopsida; Brassicales; Caricaceae. Gene Ontology annotation, cellular component: ESCRT I complex. Gene Ontology annotation, biological process: endosome to lysosome transport; protein modification process; protein transport. Gene Ontology annotation, molecular function: ubiquitin binding.
CUUACCCUUCGUUCUUUUUAAUUAAGAGUUCUCUCUCUUUUUCCCAUAGUAAAUCGUAACCAGAUCAGCGAUGGUGACGCCCAACCCCCAGCAGAUCCAACAAUUCCUCUCCUCCGUCCUCUCCCAACGAGGCCCUUCAGCUCUCCCCUACGCAGAAAGCAGCAAGUAUCAAAUCCGCAAGCACCUUCUCGACCUAAUCGCAGUCUACCCUUCUCUCGAACCCAAAACUUCCACCUUUACCCACAACGAUGGCCGCACUGUCAACCUUCUUCAAGCCGAUGGCACCAUUCCCAUGCCCUUCCAGGGAGUCACCUACAAUAUACCCAUAAUCAUUUGGCUCCUCGAUACCUACCCUAUUCACCCUCCUUGCGUUUAUCUCAAUCCAACUCGCGAUAUGAUCAUCAAACGCCCACAUCCUUAUGUUUCUCCCUCUGGUCUCGUCUCCAUUCCUUAUCUCCAGAAUUGGGUCCCGCCUUCAUCCAACCUCCUCGAUCUCGCCCGUAAUCUCUCCGCCGCUUUCUCACGCAAUCCACCUCUCUAUUCCCAGCGCCGACCACAGACUCCUCCCGCUUUCACCCCUUCCUCUUCUGGGUAUGGAUCUGUUGAGCAAUCCCCUUCUCCCGCGCGUCCUCCUCAUGCUCUUGUUCAGCAGCCUCCCAGGGUUUUUCCGCCGUCGCCGUACGGCGCCGGGAGGAUUCAGCAGCAGCAGCAGCAGCAUCAUCAUCAUGCGACGGAUGACGCGGCGGAGGUGUACAGGAGGAACGCAAUGAAUAAAAUUGUGAAUAUGGCGCAUGGGGACCUGGUGGCAAUGAGGAAGGCGAGGGAGGCUGAAACAGAGGGGUUAUUGAGCGCGCAGGCUGCCUUGAAGACAAGAGAGGAAGAAAUCAACAAAGGGUUGAAGGAGAUGCAGGAUGAGAAGGAAGGAUUAGAGCAGCAGCUGCAGCUGGUGUUGAUGAACACCGAUGUGUUGGAGGCUUGGGUAAAGGAAAACGAGGGCAAAACCAAGAAUUUUGGCGAUAUGAGUGUGGAAGAUAACGCUUUUGAGUGCAUGGACACUUUGUCAAAGCAGAUGUUGGACUGUACAGCCGCUGAUUUAGCUAUAGAGGAUGUGGUGUAUUCAUUGGACAAGGCUGUUCAGGAAGGGGCGGUGCCCUUUGAUCAGUACUUGAGGAAUGUGAGGUUGUUGUCCAGAGAACAGUUCUUCCAUCGGGCUACAGCUGCUAAAGUUAGGGCCGCCCAGAUGCAGGCGCAGGUUGCUGUCAUGGCUUCUAGGUCACACCAUUAUGGUUCAUAAAGGUUCAUGCUUUUGGGCGUGUGAUAUAUAGGGUAAGCAUGUUUGUGUGUUAGCUAUUCAGAGAUGUGCUUUGUUUGAUAGUUCGAGUGCCAGAGUAGCUCUUCAUCGUUUUGGUGCUUGGCUGGUUGCCUGGGGUUUACAGGCAAAUCCAGCUUUUUACAAUGUUUCCCAGAAAGUAGGAUGUCUAUAUAAUUUAUCAGCUCACAUGCUCCUUGUUCCUAAUUUGCCACCAUAUUGUACUAUAAUUCUUGGUAUAGUUCAAAAUAUUAAUUUCA